GGGAUGGCCCCGCCCUCCGCGGGCCGCCGGCCUGCGUCCCAUCGGGCUCCGCGCGAGGUCAGCGCAGGGUCAGCGCGGGUCGGCGGGGUCAGGAGCGCGGCGGCUCCGCGGCCCGGACGGGCGCGAGGGCAGGAUGUAUACGCUGUUGUCGGGCCUCUACAAGUACGUGUUCCAGAAGGACGAGUACUGCAUCCUGAUCCUGGGUCUGGACAACGCCGGCAAGACGACGUUCCUGGAACAGUCCAAAACCCGGUUUAACAAGCACUACAAGGGCAUGAGUCUGUCCAAGAUCACGACCACCGUGGGUCUGAACAUCGGCACUGUGGACGUGGGGAAGGCUCGCCUCAUGUUCUGGGACUUAGGGGGCCAAGAAGAGCUGCAGUCUCUGUGGGACAAGCAGCGAUAUGGCCACCACGGUUGCCGUCCACACUGGCACGUGAUCUGUACUACGCAGAGUGCCAUGGCGUCAUCUACGUCAUCGAUUCCACGGAUGAGGAGAGGCUAUCAGAGUCCAAGCGAGCGUUUGAGAAGAUGGUCACGAGUGAGGCGCUGGACGGUGUCCCCAUCUUGGUGCUGGCCAACAAGCAGGACGUUGAGACUUGCCUCUCGAUCCCUGACAUCAAGACUGCGUUCAGCGACUGCACCUCCAAGAUCGGCAGGCGCGACUGCCUGACCCAGGCCUGCUCGGCCCUCACGGGCAAAGGGGUACGCGAGGGCAUCGAGUGGAUGGUGAAGUGCGUCGUGCGGAACGUGCACCGGCCGCCGCGGCAGAGGGACAUCACGUAGGCAUGGCUGGUGCCCGCUGGUGCCCACGACAUCCCUGAGUGCCAGAGGAGUGCUCCUGCUGGCUCCCUGCUGCCAGUCCUGGGGGUUGGGUUUGCUUGGCUCUCGGUUCUUCAUUUGCUUUGUUUUUUCUUUUAAGACAAACUUUUCCUUGUGUCCGUACAAGUGUAGGUAUCGGGAGGCUUCUGCUGAGGGGAGUUGGGGCAGCAGGGCCCCCACAUGACCCCUGCCGGGCCUGCUGGGGUGAGGUCUCCCUUUGGAGCUGCUGCCUCAGCAGCCCUGCCCGCCUUCCCCAGGGGGUCCUGUCUGGAAACGGGCUUCCCCGGAGCUGCUCCGUGUAGCCUCCCCCCCAUGGGGGAGGCCCUUGGGGUCAUGACUGUCCUUGCUCUCCGUGGAGAUGGGUUGGGGGCUGGUGUCCUCUUGAGGGAGGGAGACCUGGCCCCCUCUGCUGGAGGCCAGCAGGGCCCUGGGUUCUGGGCCCUCAGGACGGGGCACGGGAGAUCGUCCGCUGGCCUGACAUCACCUUUUGAUCCCCAGCAGGAGGGGAAGGAGUGAGUGUCCCCUCUCCGAGUGUCUGUGGCCAAUCUGGGACAGCCAGUUGCCCGCAUUGGGGGUGGGGGUGCAUGGUGGGGGCGUUGGGAAGGUGGGCUGGGUUCCCGUGGAGCCCAGGUUGGUGCUGUGCUGGGCCUUCAUUCCCAGCUGGGGGCGAGGGACAGGCUGUCUCGAAACCCGCUUCCGGGCUGUGCCUGGCAGCAGGGCCCCCUCUCCGGGUGAGACUGGUCCUGGGGACCCUCCCGACAUGGCCCCCGCUGGAGCUGGCUGGGGUGUGUCCAGGACGGCAGUCCGAGUUGCUGCUGGCCAUCGCCCCUCCAGGAACCUGACCCCGGGUUGUGGACUCUCAGCUGUCUGGGCACAGUGACCACGGCACGAGGGGCCCCCAAGGCUGGAGCUGUGACCUACCCGGGCACCGUCUUCCUGCUUCGGCAGGAAUGGCUGAGCCGGAGCCGGGCACCUGGUGGCUUCCUGAGGUCCGGUCCCUGGUGGGAGCCUGGGAGGGGUUGCUGAGAAAGGCUGAGUCUGGGCUGGGGCCGGGGAGGCAGCUGCAGGUGAGGUGACUCACAGGGAGUCGUGGGCUCCUCAUGGGGAUCAGGCACGGCGCUCCAGGGUCCAUGGGACAGGCUGGGAGUCCCCCACGCUGCCCGGGAGCCAUCCAGCCCUUCUCUGAGCUUGCCUGAGGGGAAAAGCCUUGUUUCCCAGAAAAGGUGUGGGACGCACCAGCCUGGGGGAGGUCCUUGGCUGGUCUGGUCCUGGGAAAUCCCCUGCGUGCUGGGACUGGGUGGGGCUCACUUGGAGGGGCAGGGUGAGAGGGCAGGGUCUUCUGGUGGCACAGGGCACAGGCUUUUGCUGCCUGGUCCGAGCUGGGUCCUGUUGCACAGCAAGAGCCCCUAGACUUGGUGUGACCCUCCACACUGUCGUAGCUACAGAGCGUGACCUAGGGGGUCAUGGAGCGAGCCUCAGGGACAUCCGUGGUGUCCAUAGCUGGAAGGAAUGCACCUGCUACCCCCUGGCGUGUCUAACGAUCCCUCCCAUCAAGGGUCGGUCCCACUUGGGGCGACCAGCAGGCAGAAGCAGCGUGGGGAGCUUGAGGGCCCACCCCGGGGGGCUGUCCCCACCAGAUGUGCCCACCGUGCAAUCCGUAGACACACAUAGUUUCACACAACCCAUUUUACAAAACGGCUUUAUAAAAAAUAAACUUUGUUAGUGCAACAGGA
Molecule: messenger RNA, 2555 nt
Organism: Zalophus californianus (California sea lion)
Lineage: Eukaryota; Metazoa; Chordata; Mammalia; Carnivora; Otariidae
Gene: ARFRP1
Product: ADP ribosylation factor related protein 1
Exons: 9
Coding region: 134-673 (179 amino acids)
Biological process (GO): Golgi to plasma membrane protein transport; intracellular protein transport; protein localization to organelle
Cellular component (GO): Golgi apparatus
Molecular function (GO): GTP binding; GTPase activity
Source: RefSeq, a predicted model, not a curated record